Messenger RNA from Drosophila miranda, 1474 nucleotides. Its product is annotated as eukaryotic translation initiation factor 4B2. The record is from RefSeq and is a predicted model, not a curated record. NCBI's taxonomy places the organism in Eukaryota, Metazoa, Arthropoda, Insecta, Diptera, Drosophilidae. The coding region runs from base 231 to 1376 and encodes 381 amino acids. The transcript has 3 exons.
GUUGCCGUUGCCGUUGCCGUUGCGGCAGGUUCGAGUCGCUGGCGGAGUUGGAGUCGCAGAUUCGAUGAGGAGGAAGCUUCCAUAAAACUGUUGCGUUCAUUGGCCAAACUUUCAGUUUCGUUGUUGCCACGCUGGUGGUUGAUUCAAAGAUACAACUCACGUUGCAGAGACACAGGUCCCUGAGUGAAGCCUAAAUCGGAACCAGCCCUCUAAGCCCUCCCACACUCGCAAUGCGUCUGUACUGGAAUUUCUUGGCUAUGGCAAUGCUCCUGGUCGGGACCGCCUCUAGCCAGAGACCGGCGAGGUCCUACUAUCGCAGGAGCUACUAUAGUGCCCUGACCCCGGGAUCCGGCCAGGGCUCGGGAUCAGUGCCAGGACCCAUUCGAUUGGCACCCUCCGGCUAUCUACGCGCUGACCUGCAGACAAACGAGAGCAAGCGCCGGGACGUGACCAAGAAGUAUCCCAAGAAAUCCCACUACAGACCCUAUGGAUCGGAGGAAGAUGACUAUUCCGGAGAGCGCUACAACUCCGCCGAAUACUCGGGCGAGUCGUCGGUCCAAGACAGUCGGGAGUACACCAUCGGCACCCAGAUACGCGUCCAGCAUCCGAUCACAGUCCCCAAAAAGGCUGGCCCCAGCUCCAGCUACGCCAAGCAGCCCAAGUACGUGACCGCCAUUCCAUAUAAGAGCGGAGGUGGAGGUGGAGGCGGAGGAGGAGGUGGAGGCGGAGGAGGAGGAGGAGGAGGAGGAAGAGGCUUUGGCGGAGGCUACUCAUCCGAUGUGCACGUGGGAUCUGGAGAGGAUGUGUCACCACCCAAGCGCUCCAAGUGGACUCAGCUGCAGUACGAGCCAGAGCCAGAUCCUUUCCACCUGGUGCCGCCCCCCAAGGCCACGGCAUCGUCCAGCAGCAACUCCUACAGCGUCUUCGAACCGGAUCACGAUGACUAUGAGGUUGUGCCAGUGCCAGUGUCGCGGCCCAAGAGUCAUGACCGCUACAAGAACGUGGCCUCCAAGAAACAGAUCGAAGCCUACCUUGAGGACCAGCAGAAGCUGCUCGACGACGCCAUCAAGCUGCAGCUUCUCAACAAUCCCAAACUGCAGAAGUUCCUCAAGGCGCAGGCGCACGAGCACGAGCACGAGCAGGAGUCCAGGCCCGAUCUCGACAUCGAGGACUUCGAGUCCUAUCCGCCACCCAACUUCUCCGGCCCCGGCCCCCUGCGCAACAAAUACAUCGAUCACCCGCCACCACCUCCGCCCAGAGACACGCGUUCGCGCCGACGUCCGCCCAGCGGAGAUCUGAAACGGCCGCCCAAGUCCAAGACGAUCAUCAAGCCCAAGCGGAAGUACAGAUCCACGGCACUGGUCAUCAACGUGUAGAAAGCUGAGGUAGCAGUUAGUCCUAACACGUGUACUAUAUACUACCUUUAAGUGCGUAGAUUAGUUGUAAUAUAGUGCUGUACAUAAAAAAGACCAUU